Messenger RNA from Epinephelus moara (kelp grouper), 6032 nucleotides. RefSeq names its product protein Dok-7-like. The coding region runs from base 212 to 3067 and encodes 951 amino acids. The record is from RefSeq and is a predicted model, not a curated record. Gene Ontology annotation, biological process: positive regulation of protein tyrosine kinase activity; neuromuscular junction development. The transcript has 14 exons. Lineage: Eukaryota; Metazoa; Chordata; Actinopteri; Perciformes; Serranidae. Gene Ontology annotation, molecular function: protein kinase binding.
GGUGGUGUAAACGAGCCCAGGUGGCAGCAGCAUGGUCUGCUGGCCGGUGCACAGACAGGCAGGCAGACAGACAGACAGAUAGUGGUCAUGCCAUUUUCCAUGUGGCUUGCUGGGGGCGAGUUUGCGCCCCACUAGCAGAGAGAGCAGCUAUUUUGAAAGUGACCCCUCAUUCAGGCAGCGACCGUGCAGCUGUCAGGAACCAUGACUGAAGAUGACGGAUUCUGUUGUCGUGGAGGGAUAUGCCAGACUCAGAGAUGGAAAAAAGUGGAAAACUAGGUGGCUCGUUCUCCGCAAGCCGUCGCCUGUAGCAGACUGCCUCUUGCUGCUGGUUUUCAAAGACAAGUCCGACAAAGCGCAGGGAAACAAGGAGAGGGUCAGUGUGACCUUGGAGGAGAUCUGCGGUCUGGAAGUGGGACAGUGGUAUGAAGGUGUGGCUUUUACUCUGGCCAUCCUCUGCCUAAACCAGGCUGCUAUACUGGGCUUCGACAGCAAGGAGGCCCUGCUGGCGUGGGACGCCCGCCUACGAUACAGCCUCGGAGAAGUUCACAGAUUCAGUGUUGGAGUCUUACCAGGGACCAAGUUGGAGAGUGGACCUGCAACUCUUCAUUUGUGUAACAACCUACUGGCUCUGGCCCGGGACGUCCCUCCUGUUAUUAUCGGCCACUGGAACCUUCCCGACCUGCGCAGAUAUGGGCCUGUACCCAAUGGAUUUGUGUUCGAGGGAGGAACAAGAUGUGGUUACUGGGCCGGUGUCUUUCUGCUCGCGUCUGCUGAGAGCGAGCAGAUCAGCUUUCUAUUCGACUGCAUCGUCAGAGGCAUCUCCCCCACCAGAGGCCCUUUUGGACUGCGGCCAGUUUUGCCAGACCCCAGUGCCAGCCAGACGAGUUCGGAGGAGAGGUUGAACCACGAGGCCCAGGAGCUGGAGAAACGACUGAGCAUGCUGUCUCACAGGAGCAGCACAGUCUCGUCCUCGUACUGUCUGUCUGCUGGGGGCGAUGAUCGUAGCAUAUCUGGUUCCUCCGACACAUCGGACACCAGCCAAUCAGACUGCAGCAUUGGCAGCCGGAUGGCCAUUUGGACCGAGCCGGCCUCCAGCCCCUCUGAAAACCUCAGCCAUGUGGGAGCUAAAGCGGCACUACAGAGCAUCGAGAAGCUUUCCGUCAACCAGGGAGGAGGGAACCGACCUGCUGCCAAGCCCCCACGGCAGCUCCAGGAGAUCGGCCGUCAGAGCUCCUCUGACAGCGGCAUCGCCACCGGCAGCCAUUCCUCUUACUCUGGAAGUUUCUCCUCGUACACAGGCAGCCUGGAUAUCGCCCCCGGGGAGGACUUUGGGUCUGUUUUCAGCUUGCCUCCCCACUUGGCUCAAGACCUGAGCCCUUGUAGUUGCACCACUGUCCCUGGACAUGAAUACCAAGUACCAACAUCACUUAGGUAUCUCUAUGACAGCCCCAGGAGUGUGUUACAGGAGGGAGGUGGGGGCGCCAAAGACAAUGAAUCCUCCACGCCAACUAAGGACACUCCUGCUUCUUCAGGCCUCACAACAGACUCUGCAAAGGGGGAUAAAAGCAGCACCAUGACCUCUGAGGGUCCCUCAGAAACUAGUGAAAGAGCAUCAGUGAGUGAACACUUACAAGGCUCCUCAGAGGAGAGUAAGAAAACAAAAGUGGCACCCUCGAGUGAACACCCAGACUCCUGUCACAUCUGCAGCCCUCUCACAUCUGUCCCCAAAACCAUUGUGACCAUCUGCUCAGUCUGCGGUGGAUUUAAGGGGACACCACACACCCCUGCAAGUGGUUCAGCGGUCCCUGCCAUACCAGCAGAUCAAAGUGUUGACAAAUCACCAUGCAGACCCAGCGCUGCCAGUGAACACAAUAUUGCAGUGAAGAAAAUUCUGGAGAAACCCUGUGCCUCUCCUGGCUCUGGAAGCAUCCACAGCUUGGAGAAGCCAACAGUGAGGACAAGUGAGGAUUCAGCGCUGCCAAAAAAAGGAAGAGAGAAAUUAGCCAGUCUCUUGGCUGAUCUGCUAGGCUUUCCAAGCGUAGACAGGCAGCCCGAGGCAAAGACUAACAGACUGAACCUGUAUGAGUCAAUGAGCCCUAGCUUUGGGAAUGAGCUCAAAUCCACACUAACUGGCACCUGUGCGCCACCGCAAGAUUCACAGCAGGACAAAAGAGCUGUCAUUUACGAGAACUGUUUCAAGUGUCAAGGAGAGAACUGCCACCCUCCACCACGGGUCGUACCUGCUGAGACAUACCGCAACAGGAACGUUUCCACUUUACAAACCUUUCCAACUGGGCCGCACCUGAAGGAAAGCCAAGAACAAGAAGUAGCUGCUAAUGAGGAGCUGCUGUGUGAAGCUGCCAGUGAUGGAUCACAGAGUGUGGCUGGGCAGUGUCAGUACGGAGAGAUGAAUGGUCGGACGGUGACCAGUGAAGACAAAAGGCUUAAUAGUAAAGAGGAAAGACGCAGAGCUGAUCCCGCUUAUGAGAUCAUGGAGAGUCGGGGCCUGGAGAGGAACUCAGAGGCGGAAGAAAAAAGCAAGUACGAGCUGAUGGGCAGCUGUGGUCAACAACGGUUCCUUCAAGAGACUGAAGGCACCAUGUUCGUUUUCCCCCCCGAGGCACCGCUCCCCGAAAGGCCUCGCAGUGACGCUGUGACGUAUGUGAAUAUUCCUGUCAGUCCCACAUCCAAGAAGCAGCUCAACUACAUGGAGCUGGAGCUGCAGGAGCCCGGUCCCAGCCCGCGAGGGAGCGUCGCACAUCUCCCCGCUCAGAAGCUCAUAUGGACAGUGUCACAGGAUGAGCGGCCAGCAGAGACUCUGACUCUGGAAACGAUCUGGGAGCCCCAGCUUGGCAGUGUGAAAGCGUUGGAAGAGAGAGAAACACAGUGCACAUUACUCUCAAAGUGUGCUACAGUUGAGGCUGUGAAAGGAAAGAGCUCCACCAAGUACGCCCAGAUUGACAUCACCGCCACAGAAACGGCCCACAAAGUUGGCACACAGCAUGCCCUGGGUCGGCAGGAGGGCCUGCACACUCUGGAGCUGAGAAGAAAGGGGACACCACAUUGAUUUCUUCAUCACUGAACUGUUGAUCUCAGCAGGAUGUUUUUUGCCCAAGACCAGUGUACUACAUCAAACUCUAGUUUGAAGGAAACAUCUCUCUGAGGGGGUUUUCAGUUGAGACUGUUACCAAGAGAUCCUCAGAGGUUUGCUGUGGAAUUCAUUUUGGAAUUCAUCACAUCAUCCACACUUAAGUCCCAGGAAAUAUCUGCCCAAUGUCCAUUUCCUUAGAUUCAGACUUGCCUCCAUCAUCACAAAGCAACCUAGAGAUGGAGAAAAGUUUGGCGAAGGAUCAGGAGCAAUUUUUCAAUCUUGGUCUCCUUUUAGUCUCGAGCAUUUCAUUAAAUGGCAUUAUGUCCAUGCAGGGGCCUCAGGCUAACUUGGAGGAAGAUGUGCCAGCCCAGAGCUGAGUCAGCGGCCCCGAUUAAACCCCCAGAGCAGAGGCAUUUCACAGCUCACUCGGGCCAUCCCUAAUAACAUGCAAUAUGCUGUUUUUGUCCUUGUUUGGGAGAGCGAGGCAGGGUGGCAGCAGGAGAGGAGGCAGAGAUGGUUAUUUAUUCUCAGGAGGAGUUCACAGUUAUUUAUUCCUCAGUGACAACCACAUCAGUAAUUCCACAUGUAGUUGCACGAAACUCACUUUUUAGUUUAUUCAUAUUUGGGGAAACUUUCCAUCCAGUCUUACUCAGAAUGCUGCAGAUUUCAGGCUCACUGAUUUGAAAAAAUGUACAAGUAAGAACAGGAUUGUGCAUGGUGACUUUUUGUUUUUGCCUUAGUGUAACCUAUGGAUUGGUGUUUAUCAGAAUCUCAGUGCUGCUAUUGUUUGUUUUCCUCUACUUCCUAGUUCAUAUGGAGUGGGAUUUACUAUGGAAAGUGAUCAUCGAUAAUGCAAAGCAGAGAAGAUAAAAGAAAAUAUUUGGAUGUUGUUAAUCAUUCUGCAACAAUACCUGUCUGGCACUCAUGGCCAUUGUUUGUCAAACUUGUGUAUUUUAAAAGAAGUGUUGUUUUUUAUACUUGCUGAGGUAGUUUAAGUCCUUUUUUAUUAUUUUCUUCAAUUUUGCAAAAAAAAAAAAAAAAAGGAAAAAAGGUAUUUAGUAGUGUUUCUUGGAGCUACUUUAGCAGCCUGUUUUGGUCUCAUACCCGACUCAGAUUACACUCUAUUUUUUUGUCUGUAAAUACAUUUUCUUUCUAUUUAGCUGAUGUGGCUUGUUGUAAAAUAUACAUGUCAAGAUAUAAUGUAUGUACAGAAAGGAUAUAUGGAAAGGGUUCAAGGACAGUGCCUGCCUCCCAAGGCACUAUUUUUUCAUGCAAUACUAUUUUUCUUGUAAAUUAUUUACAGCAAAGUACUGCUUUGAUGUGCAUGUUCACUUUUUUCUAGAGCUACAGUAAAUCAUAUAUUGGACUUUUCUUCCCAUGUACAGUUGUAAACCAGUUUGGUACAAUAUUAUAUAAAGCACCUGUACAACUGACGUUUGUUUUCAUUCAUCACGAAGUAUCGACACUAAAUGUCGACUAUUCUACAGUAUGAAGGCAAUCUGCUCUGAUCAUGCUAGCAGAAUAUAUGUAAAAAAAAAUUAAACGUUUAGGCUAUACAGUGUCCCACUGACAUAAUUAUAUCUUGUUAUAAUCAAACUCCAAGUAAAAAGAAAAGUUAAAAUAUUUAAUUUACCAAUAAAUAAUUUAAGUCCAUUUUAUUUAUACAGCCCAGUGUCACCUGCUUAUUCUAUCUAUCAACAACUAAAUUAAUGUUUGGGUUCAAAAAAGAACCAUGAAUUCCGUUUAAAUGCUUUUAAAUUUAGUAUGUCAUAGAAAAUGUCAUGUUAAAUGUCAAAAAUGGUACAGUAUACUAUGCUAUAAAAAUUUGAAUAAAAUCUCUCAUUGUAUAGUAUGCAACAAAAUUAUUAAAAGGUCAUAAUGUAGUAGGUCAUAUAAAUAAUGAACAAUGUCAUACUACAGUAGGUCAUAAAAAUAAUUGAUUAAAAAAUCAGAGACAGUACAAUAGGUCAUUAAAAGUCAAAGUACAAUAUUCCAUUAAAAGUGUGAUGAAAAAUAUUGUUUUAUAGGUCAUAAAAGAGUGAUAAGCCAGUCACAGUUAAGUGAAUUAUGAAAAUUCAUACUACGGUAAAUACAUUAUUAAAAAAAAGCCAUAGGAUAAUAUUCCCUAAAAGUAAUUUUUGACAAAAGUCAUAGAAGAGUACGCCAGUAACCAAGUCAUAAAAAAAUGAUAGUAUAGUAUGUCAUUAAAAACUGUCAUGAAAAAGUUAUAGUAAAGUAUGUCAUUUAAGAAGUCAAAAACUGUCAUAAAAAAGUUUUUAAUGACAGUUUCACGAUUUCUGACGACAUGCUAUUCUAUGACUAUUUUUCAUGGUUUUGGACAAGAUACCAUACCAUGACUUUUAUAGUAUAGUAUGUCAUCCAAUAUCAUGAAAAAAAGUCAUAGUAUAGUAUGUUGUCCAAAACCAUGAAAAAUAGUCAUAGUAUAGUAUGUCAUUCAAAAUCAUGAAAAAAAAUUAUUCAUAGUAUGUUGUCAAAAACAAUGAAAAAAAAAUCAAAGUAUAGUAUUUUGUCAAAAAAACAUGAAAAAAAGUAAUGGGCUAGUUCCUUCUGAUGCAUGACAAUGCCCAGCCUCAUGUGGCUGGAGUGUGUCAGCAGCUCCUGGAUGAGGAAGGCAUUGAUGCUAUUGACUGGCCCGCCCGUGGCUGACUGAUGCCCUGAUCCAGGUCUGGGAGGAGAUCCCCCAGGAGCAUGCCCAGACUUUGUAGGGAAUGUAGGUGGAGGCCAUACACACUACUGAGCAACAUUAUGAGUUGUCCUGAGGAAAUUCACAGGAGUGGGAUAAGCCUGUGAUCUGAUUUUUCCACUUCGAUUUUGGGUAUGAUUCUGAAUCCAGUCCUAAAUGAGUUAAUGAUUUUGGUUUCCAUGGACUGUUCUUACAUUAUUUUGUUCUCAACGAAUUACACUAUGUAAUCAAUAAAGA